This is a messenger RNA of Penaeus monodon (black tiger shrimp), 929 nucleotides long. RefSeq names its product glycine-rich cell wall structural protein 1-like. The transcript is spliced from 5 exons. The record is from RefSeq and is a predicted model, not a curated record. Lineage: Eukaryota; Metazoa; Arthropoda; Malacostraca; Decapoda; Penaeidae. The coding region runs from base 24 to 800 and encodes 258 amino acids.
UUGAGCAAGGAGAACUGAGUAUCAUGAAGAACCAUCGGUCUCUGAUCGCCUCCGCGGCCGCGAUGGCGCUGCUGUGCCUGGCUGUGGCCGAGCCCGUCCCUUAUGGCGGCGGACGGAAAGGCCACGGCGGGUCCGGGUCAGGCUUUGGCAGUGGAGGAGUCGGGGGUGGAGGAAGAGGCGCUGGUGGAUCAGGCUUCGGAAGUGGAGGAAGUGGCUCUAGUUCCUUAGGAUCAGGAUUCGGAAGUGGAGGACUGGGAUCCAGCACUGGUGGAUCAGGUUUUGGAAGUGGAGGAUCAGGCUUAGGAGGUGCUGGUAGUGGGUCUAGUGGAUUUGGAUCAGGCUCUGGGAGUGGAGGAUUAGGUGGAUCAGGAUUGGGUGGCAGCGGAGGCGGUGCUGGACAAGGUUACAGCGGCAGUGGAGUUGGUGGCAGUGGAGGCCUUGGAGGAGCUGGUGGAAGCCUUGGUGGUGGCAGUUUUGGGUCCACAGGUGGACUUGGUGGCAGUGGAGGCGUUGGUGGCAGCAGUGGAGUUGGUGGCAGCCAUGGAAGUGGUGGAAGCCUUGGAGGUGGCAGCAGUUUCGGUUCCAGUGGAGGUCUUGGAGGUAGUGGCAGUUUUGGCUCCACUGGUGGACUUGGUGGCAGUGGAGGACUUGGAGGCAGUGGUGGCUUCGGAGGCAGUGGCGGAGUUGGUGGCAGCAGUGGUGGCUUCGGAGGAGGCAGUGGCAGCGGCCUGGGUGGUUCUGCAGGAGCAAGCAAAGGCGGAAGCGGCCACCUUAGCACCAGUUACGGCGUACCUAAUUAGUAGAUGAAACGGGUAACUGACUCAACAGGGAAUGUUAUUGCUGCUUGUAUGUCGAUGUGCACAUCCACUUAUGUACAUGUGUGAACAUGAGCUAUAAUUUUCUGACAACAAUAAAAUGUUGAUGUGUGA